Messenger RNA from Musca vetustissima, 807 nucleotides. RefSeq names its product large ribosomal subunit protein uL24 (gene RpL26). Lineage: Eukaryota; Metazoa; Arthropoda; Insecta; Diptera; Muscidae. The transcript is spliced from 2 exons. Gene Ontology annotation, biological process: ribosomal large subunit biogenesis; cytoplasmic translation. The record is from RefSeq and is a predicted model, not a curated record. Gene Ontology annotation, molecular function: structural constituent of ribosome; RNA binding. Gene Ontology annotation, cellular component: cytosolic large ribosomal subunit; ribosome. The coding region runs from base 157 to 606 and encodes 149 amino acids.
CAGUUUAGGGUUGCAUUUGACCGAUGGCAACUGUCAAACUUGACGAAACUCUUUGACAACUGGCCGCUGCUACUUCCGACAGCGCAACUGUCAAUUUCUUUCUUUUUCGUAUUUUUACGAUAGUUGUUUGGUUGAACCCAACAAAGCACAUCCAAAAUGAAAUUGAACAAGUUCGUGACAUCUUCCCGCAGAAAGAACCGCAAGCGCCAUUUCCAGGCCCCCUCCCACAUUCGCCGUCGUCUUAUGUCGGCUCCCCUCUCCAAGGAGUUGCGUCAAAAGUACAACGUUCGCUCCAUGCCCAUUCGCAAGGAUGAUGAAGUGCAAGUUGUUCGCGGCCACUUCAAGGGUAACCAAGUCGGCAAAGUUGUCCAAGCCUACCGUAAGAAGUUUGUCGUCUACAUUGAAAAGAUCCAACGUGAAAACGCCAACGGCACCAAUGUUUAUGUUGGCAUUCAUCCCUCCAAGUGCUUGAUUGUCAAAUUGAAGUUGGACAAGGAUCGCAAGGCUAUCUUGGAACGUCGCGGCAAGGGACGUUUGGCUGCUUUGGGCAAGGACAAGGGCAAAUACACCGAAGAAACCGCUGCCCAACCCAUGGAAACCGCUUAAGCCUGAUUUAGUUCAUAGUUGUGCUGUGUAGUAUAUCAACAACAACAAAAACAAACAACCAUCAAUACAAUUAUCGGGAGGAUGAUGGCAUACGAAAUAAUGGUCAGUGACUGUUGACGAAUGCCAUCGAUUUAUUUUUAUUAAAAUACAAAACCACUGGAUUUCUUUAAAAUAAAGAAAACAACUGUUUUAUAAAAUUAA